GGUACCCACGCCGCCGGAAGUUGUCGAGCGAUUCUCGGCGUCUGGACCGUGGCAGGGGAGCCAGGGAGCUGACAUGGAGCGGCAGGAGCAGGACGCGGCCUCUGAUGACGCUAUGGACUCGUUCCUGGAAAAGUUCCAGAGCCAGCCUUACCGCGGCGGGUUCCACGAGGACCAGUGGGAGGAGGAAUUUGAAAAGAUCCCCUUAUUUAUGAAGAAAGCGCCAUCAGAAAUUGAUCCCCAGGAGAAUCCAGACUUGGCUUGCCUCCAGUCAAUUAUUUUUGAUGAAGAGCGACCUCCAGAAGAACAGGCCAGGACCUUUAAAGACGAGGGCAAUGAUUACUUUAAAGAAAAAGACUAUAAGAAAGCUGUGAUUUCGUACACUGAAGGAUUAAAGAAGAAAUGUGCAGACCCUGAGUUGAAUGCUGUUCUUUAUUCCAACCGGGCAGCAGCACAGUACUAUCUGGGCAAUUUUCGUUCUGCUCUCAAUGAUGUGACAGCGGCCAGGAAGCUAAAACCCUGCCACCUGAAAGCAAUAGUAAGAGGUGCCUUAUGCCAUCUGGAACUGAAAAACUAUGUCGAGGCUGUGAACUGGUGCGAUGAGGGGCUGCAGAUAGAUGCCACAGAGAAGAAGCUUCUGGAAAUGAGGGCUAAAGCAGACAAGUUGAAGCGAACUGAACAGAGGGAUAUAAGGAAAGCAAAGUUGAAAGAAAAGAAGGAGCAGAAUCAGAAUGAGGCUUUACUCCAGGCCAUCAUGGCUAGGAACAUCAGGCUAGUGUCUGAAGCUGCUGGAGAGGAUGAAGAUUCAGCCUCAGAAGGUCUCGGUGAGCUCAUCCUGAACGGGCUCACUUCUGAGAACCUCUACGGAGCCAGGCUGAGUGUAGAUGAUGGGGGAAGACUGAGCUGGCCUGUGCUCUUUCUGUACCCAGAGUAUGCCCAGUCAGACUUCAUCUCUGCUUUUCACGAGGACUCCAGAUUUAUUGAUCAUCUAAUGGUGAUGUUUGGUGAAACGCCCUCUUGGGAUUUAGAGCAAAAAUACUGCCCUGAUAAUUUAGAGGUCUACUUUGAGGAUGACGACAGUUCAGAACUGUACCGGGUGCCUCCCAAGAGCACCCUGCUGCAGGUGCUGCAGCACCCCAGGUACUUUGUAAAAGCCCUGACACCAGCAUUUUUGGUCUGUGUAGGAUCCUCUGCUUUCUGCAGGAAUUAUCUCCGGGGGAGAAAGGUGCGCCAGGUAAAGUGACCGGGCCGUGCUGUGAGAGCCAGGCCCCCAGACCUCCUCCCCCAUCCUGCUCCUCAGCCUGGGGUCUAGCACACUUGAAUCAGCAGGACCUGCUCCUAGAAUCCAGCGGUUUGUUUCUGUCACCCUGGGGACAGGCCUUCCCUGCAUUGUGGUUGGGAAGGAGCUGCCGACUUCCUGAACUGCAGCCUCUCUGGUCAGAGUGCUGAGCUCCAGCUGGUCUUCACUCAUCUCUCUUGGUACAAAACUCCGUGCCUUGGUCAUGACAUCCUUGGACUCACUGUGAGCUGUGUUACCCACCAGCCUCCACCUCUGACCUGAGGAACUCACUGGUCUGUGGACGCUGACUCACAAUCCAGUGACGUGGUUCUGAACCUUUGUGGAGUCAGAGGCCUUAGAGAAGCUGUGGCUCACACUGCAGACAUACACAAACCAUGCGUGUAAUUGUAAGGUAUCAGAGGUGAGAGACUCGGGCCUCCCGUGACUUCACGAGCACAGACGGCUGCUCUGUGGGGACGCUGUAGAUCCCUUGGGGUGAGAUGGGGCCAGGAAAGCCAGGUCCUGUUUCUGUAUCUAUAAAGACCUACAAACUGGGGUCCUCCAGAACCCCUAAAAUGUUUGUCACUUUUCCUGAUCUUUGCAGUAUGGAGAACUGUGACAUACUUGGACAGUAUGUCACAGUUUUUACAUUUCAGAAUUUUAUGCCUUUUAAACUGGGAAAUCUUUUUGUGUGUUGAGUCACUGUCAUACGUUGUAUUUUUGUCUGCAGCUUUUUGCUUCCUGCUUCCUAGAGGAUUUUAUAUACCCUUACCUUGCGUUGCCCACCCCGUCCCCCAGCGAAGAGUGUACUUCCCUGCUUCUGAUGCAAAGGGAUGUGGACAUGUCCAGACCGAGCUUACAGAGCAUCA
Molecule: messenger RNA, 2145 nt
Organism: Globicephala melas (long-finned pilot whale)
Lineage: Eukaryota; Metazoa; Chordata; Mammalia; Artiodactyla; Delphinidae
Gene: TTC4
Product: tetratricopeptide repeat domain 4
Biological process (GO): protein folding
Cellular component (GO): cytosol; nucleus
Molecular function (GO): Hsp70 protein binding; Hsp90 protein binding
Source: RefSeq, a predicted model, not a curated record